AUGAAGGAGACGGGAGGUGAGUCCUUACAAUUAGGAAAACCCAUUUGCUUUUGAAGAAUUGAUUUGGAUUUAGACUUCCUAGGCUUGCAUGCAUCUAAUUCUGAAACAAUGUCAAGGUUGACUGUUCAAGUCUGUUGCAGGAAUCUAUGCAAUUCCUGUAUUUAAGGCAACCCUGGCUGAUCUUUUCCUUGGACUGCUAUUUCUCUGAACUACAACAGCUACACAUAGCUUUAACCCAAGCCUUUGGGGUGUGGGUGUGAGAAAGAGGGGAAAGCGGGAUGUGAUGCCCAUUCUGUCAUUUAGGACCCAGAAGCCCUCCCCUCUUUGCAGGUUUUCCAAAGGUCUAGUGACUUGCUCUUGAAUUAUUUUGCUUCAGGUGGGUGAUUUAGGUUGCACUCCCAGUCAUACUUACUAGGAAGGGUCAUCAAUCCCAGAAGAUCUUACUUCUGAAUAGGGAUGGUGAGUCUGUCCAUAUCAGUCUCUCUCUGGUUCUCAUUUUUCCAACCAUAAAUUCGGCUCUCCACAUUUUGCAUCCAUUUGCAUUUAUAAAGACAUUGCCAUGGAAAUUAAGUAGCAGCAUAGUAAGAAUUUCUCAUAAUAUAUAAAUAUAUUUAUAAGCAGUUUUGACUGAUUAGCAUUUUUUUGGGGAAACAAUUUGCCUAAUAGAAUGCAUUUUUAUGCUAUUUUCACUAAGAUCCUCACUCUUCCUUCCACUUUCCAUUAAUACAUCCAUUUAUGUAAGCAUUGUUGGGUUAGAUAACUGUAUCACAAAAUUCAGACACAAAAUUCAGAAUAGCUGUGUUUCAACUUUAAAUGCAUACUGGAUAGACAGAAUUUCUCCUCCAUUCCUAAGAAAUGGGUCCCAACAACAUCCCUGUGAUAUGGCAAAGGCUGCAAUCCUAACCAUGUCUAGUCAGGAGUAAGUCCUAUUGAAUUAAUGUGGCUUAUGCACAGGUACAGCUUUCAUCUAUGUAUGUUUACUCAAAAGUCCAGCUGAGUUUCCGGGGGCAUUUUGCCAUCAGACAGCCUAGUAUGUCCCUGUGACAUAAGUCCUGGAUGAAAAAUGUUAAUGAAGGCUCUCUUAUUACCUAUCCACCAUCAGCCUCUGUUUCUGGAAAGAGCCUUGUUCUGGAAAAAGAAUUGUUGCUUUAAGAAACAUUGGGAACACUGGAGAAAGCAAAACAGCAACUGCAUCAAGGGAACACACAGAGUCAGAACUCAAACUUGUGGAUAGAUGUACAAGGCAAUCCCUGUGCAUGCUUACUCAGAGAUAAGUUUCACUGCGUUCAAUGGAGCUUUUAUCAAUAUAAACAAGUUAUAUUAAGACUUCUGGAAUCCAAAGGACAUUUCCAAAAGGGGAGUUGAAACCUUGCAAUAUUCAUUGGUCUCUUGAUCUGCAGUGAAAGGAUUAAAUUAAUGACCGCCACCUGAUGCACUUCCAAGCAUAUUUGCAUCCCUGCUGCAAUUUAGGGGGGAAAAAGGAACAUCGACAUACAUAAAGAAUGUAGAAAUGGGUGGUUAAAUUUGAUUCCUAGACAGAAAAAUGGACUAUAGGGCAGGAAGUGGCUAGAGUAACUGGUCUCCCAAACCUCCUGAAUAGCUGAGCAUUGGAACACAUAAACCUGGAGAAAAUGUGUUAAAUUUGUUUGAUUUUCCACCUUUCUAACAAUGUAAACGGAGCCCGGUGCUGAGUCAGCCCAGGUUGCUAAGUGAGGGAGCUCAUGGCUUGUUUGCAGAAGGCAUCCAAGGUCCAUGAUCUGUGUUGCCCUUGUGGGACCUUGGGGAAGAACCACAGAGCAGGGCUUGAUGUGAGCAGGCCAGAGCAGCGGAUCACUGAGAGAGAAAUGACCUGCCUUUUAUUGAAUGUAACUUUUAAAAUCUCCUUCUAGCUGCUGCAAUGCCUGGUAUCCUCUCUUCGCUCCCCUACAUCUUCAUUCUCCUCCUCUUUUCACCUGCCUCUGGCUCUGCCCCUGGCGAUGACACCGUGGUGGUCACCAAAAGUGGCCCCAUCAAGGGCAAGCAUGUUUCAGCUGGCUCCGGCUCUGUGACGGCUUACCUGGGUAUCCCCUAUGCUGAGCCCCCUGUGGGGAAAUUGCGUUUCCAGAAGGCCCUUCCACACCAGCCAUGGAGCCAAGUCUUGGAAGCCACCAGCUAUGGCAACUCUUGCCACCAGUCUAUUAUUUCUGGCAUCCCUGAUGCAGACGUGUGGGCACCCAAUACGCCACUGUCAGAAGACUGCCUCUUUCUCAACAUCUGGGUUCCCCACCCGCGUCCCUCUACACCAACCCCUGUCCUUGUUUUCAUUCACGGAGGGGGGUUUUUCACUGGGACAUCUUCCCUGGACAUGUACAAAGGAGAAUCCUUAGCCUCUACCGAGAGAGUGAUAGUUGUCAACCUGAAUUAUCGCCUGGGGAUGCUAGGCUUCCUCACCAUGCCACCAGCAGCUGCAGGAAAUUUGGGCUUGCUAGACCAACAGCUGGCUCUGAGAUGGGUCAAUGAGAAUGCCGCCGCCUUUGGAGGAGAUCCGACUCGGGUGACCAUAUUUGGCCACAGCGCUGGAGCAGCAGCAGUGGGUUUCCACCUCCUUUCACCAGGCAGCCAGCCCCUUUUUGCCCAAGCUGUGAUUCAGAGUGGAUCUCCCAGUGCCAUCUGGGCUUGGGGGAGUCCUGAGGAAGCCAAGCAAAAAUCCCUCGCUAUCGCCCAGCUGGUGGGCUGUGCUGAUGGCGAUGACAGCGCUGUGAUGAGCUGCCUACAGGCGAAAAAUGCCACAGAAUUCUCUCCACAGGAAAUGCUCCUCUUUGAGAAAGGCAAAUAUCUUAUCGAUCUUCCUGUGAUACCAACAACAGAUGGAGAUUUCCUGCCUCAUGACCCUCAGAAGCUUCUGGAGCCUGGGCACAUCAAACUCAAGCCAGUUCUCAUUGGUUUUACCUCUGACGAAGGGAACACCUUUAUGCCGUUUAGUUUUCCUGGCAUCGAGCGCCACCAGUUCACUCACGAGCUACUUCUGAAAGGGAUACGGAUGGCAAUACGAAAUGCAACGGAAGAGGUUGCACAGGCUGUGGCCCUGGAGUACAGCAAGGAAGGCCAGGAUCCAGUCCAGUAUUACAGGGCCUUGUCACAGUCCUUUCGUGAUUACUUCUUUUCGUGCCCAAUGGAUGAAUUCUCUAAGAAGCUGGAAGAAGUUGGGAGCCCUGUGUACGCUUACUACUUCAAGCACCACACCUCAGGCUCUUUUUGGCCUGAGUGGGUUGGGGCACCCCAUGAUGCUGAGCUGCCUUACUUGUUUGGAACCCUCGAGAAAGCUAUGGCCACCAAUCAAACUUACACAGAAGCUGAGGCUGAUCUGAGCCGCAGGGUGAUGCGAUACUGGGCAGAGUUUUCCAGAAGUGGGUAAGGCAUGACCUUUUCCUCGCUUGCCCUUCACCUUUAUACAGAAGGCAAGCCCUUUCAACCCUUAAAGCUGUGGGAUGUAAAACACAGGAGCAGUCAAUGACAACAUUCCUAGAGUGUACAUGUUAGAACAUGGGGAAGGAUGUCUGUCCAGCAAGCAGGUAAACUUCCUGGGGACGGACUUCCUCCGCAUGUGACCAGAGGUGGGUGUGGCCUCACCUGUGCAGGUAAAUGAUAAAAGCACAGGGCAGGCAGCCAUUCUCUCUCUUGUCUCUCUUGCCUCUCUCUGCCAUCUUCCUUCGAUCAGGAAAUGUUAUGUACUGAGUUGAAUAGGAUCCAAACUGUAGCAGUCUGAUUGGUCCUAGAACAAUAGGAUCCAAAAGGCAGCAGUCUGAUUGGUCCUAGAACAGUAGGAUUCAGAAUGCAGCAGUCUGAUUGGUCCUAGAACAAUGCAGCAGUAUGAUUGGUUGGCAGGAACCACCCAAUCCUGCUCCAGAUAGAAGUGAAUCCACAACCUGAUUGGCUUACAGUAGAAUUCCAGAAUUAGCCAAUCAUGUGCAGCCCAUUGUGUAAAUAAUGUAUAUAAAGCAGAUACUGUGAGGGGACAUUCAUUCAUUCCUCCUCACCACUAUGAGCUGAAUAAAGAGCAUGAAAUCACUUUGCGACUUGGAGUAUAUUUCAGGAAACAUCUAAGGAUGCCCUCUUGGCUCUCAGCCAAGAGAGGAGGAAAGGACUAUCUUGCUAUAAGAUAGAUUCUGAGUGUAUUUUGCCUUUUUAAAGCUGUCUUUUUAAAGCCUAGAAUAGCAUUAGCCUUUCUUUGUGUGCUGCUGUUGACUCAUGUUGAGCUUGUGGUCCACUAAGACCCCUAGAUCCUUUUCACAUGCACUGCUAGUAAGCCAGGUGUCCCCCAUCUUAUAUUUGCGCAUCUGGUUCCUCCUGCCUAAGUGCAGAACCUUACAUUUCUCCCUGCUGAAAUUCAUUUUGUUGGCUUGGGCCCAGUUCUCCAAUCUGUCAAGGUCAUUUUGAAUUCUGAUCAUGUCUUCUGUGGCAUUAGCUAACCCUCCCGGUUUGGUGUCAUCUGCAAAUCUGACGAGGUCCAAAUGUGUUCCUGUGAAUAUCUGGCCUUCAGAAUUCUCCAGCUCUCACUGGCUCUGUUUCGCUCCUCAAGUGUUUUUUUGCCUGAUUGUGAUAUCUCCCCAAACUCUGAUAAUGCCUUCUGCCUGGAUGGAAGAUGGAGAGCAGUAUAUUGGUGUUUAGAGCUAUAUAUUUGUUUUACAUCCUCUGCAGGAAACCAACGGGGUCAGCUGCCGGCGAGGUAGAGUGGCCGCUCUACAAUGCCACACAGCAGAACUUCUUCCACCUAAGCACUGAGCCAACCCAGGUUGUGGACAGGUCACCUGUGCAACACUGCACUUUCUUCAAUACACUGAUAAGUGAGCUCUGUUCUUUGCCUUGCAGUAUGGGUGUGAGUGGACUGCGGUGGGGGCUAAGACCUCAUAAGACAAAUGCUUCUAAUGACUGUACUGUAGCUGGCAUCACCUACAGCUGAAAUGAGAUGCUACUGGCCCCGGGCUUCUAGAACAGGGAUUGCCAAUGUGAUGACCAUGGAUGCAAUGGUGUGGGUACCCAUGGCUGUACUCUCUACCCCUCCAUCCUUUGGCCAUAAGAUGGUAAGUGAGGUUACCUUUUGUCCUGUGAAAAGCCAAGAACUGAAGGAGGAAGCUGGAAGAUUGAGACUCUUUCCCACUUCCUCUCUCACUUCUAUGAGAAGAAACCAGAGCUGGGCACGCACUCCAAAAUCCAGAUGUGGAUAUAUGCCUAAAUAGGUCGGCGACUCUUGUUCCAGAGUCUUCAACAUCUCAUUUCCAGAUUCAAACUUUUCUCUGGCUUUCUUUCUUUCUUCUUCUCCUUCUUCUACAGACAAAUUGAAAGAGGAUUCUGCUGCUUCACACAAGGAGGAGGACGAGAAAAAGGAAUCCACAACACAAUAG
Podarcis lilfordi (Lilford's wall lizard) is the source of this 5381-nucleotide messenger RNA. Lineage: Eukaryota; Metazoa; Chordata; Lepidosauria; Squamata; Lacertidae. The record is from the annotation of a GenBank genome assembly.